AGAUUUGACGUUGUUUACUUAAUUUAUACUCUAAGAAUUACAUCGACGUGCUACUGGAUGUGCCAGCACAUAUUUACGCCUUCCGCGUAUGGAGUAGCGUUAAGCUGAACGACAGAACAAUAAUAAUUACAUUUGUUUACGAUUGUAAAUGUAAUAUCAUGUUGAAGCAGACUUUCUUUUUGUUUCUUUUAACUCUGUAUCUCUGUAAACACACAGCAUUUGGUGAUGCAGAAGUGGCCGUCAGUGCUCCCGCAACAGUGAAUCUACAGGAAUUUUCUUCAGAAAACAUCACCAUUACACUGAGUUCACCGCUGAACACAUCUGUAACGGUUUAUUUCAAUAUCACUUAUGAAUCAAAUAAUGUGUCUUUAAUAAUUCAACUACCCAAUGAGGUUGUUGUACCAGCUGGAAACACAUCUGUAUCUUUUGCAGUGCAGGCAAAAGGGGUUGGUCAGGUGACCGCGUACCUUAGCAGCAAUGACACUCGCAUAAAAAGUUUAGAUGCACGGAUCAGAUUCUUGAUCGUCAGGAGCAAUGCCCUUUUCAUCAUCAACCAAAUCAUUGGCUGGAUUUACUUUGUGGCCUGGUCUGUGUCGUUUUACCCACAGGCAUACGAGAACUGGAAGAGACGCAGUGUGGUUGGCCUUAAUUUUGAUUUCCUCGCUCUCAACCUGACUGGAUUCAUCGCCUACAGUGUGUUCAACGUUGGCCUUUUCUGGGUGACGUAUAUUCAGGAGGAAUUCUUGAAGAAAGAUCCAAACGGAGUCAUUCCUGUGGAUGCCAAUGAUGUGUUCUUCAGUCUCCAUGCAUUACUUCUCACUCUGGUCUAUAUCUGCCAGUGUGCCAUCUAUGAGAGAGGUGGGCAAAAGGUCUCCAAAGUGGCCAUUGGGUUAUUAGCUAUCGGCUGGACCUUUGCAUUUGUCUCUCUGUUUGUGGCUGUGGCAAAGAAAAUCUCCUGGCUGGAUUAUCUGUACUAUUUCUCCUACAUUAAACUGGGUGUCACACUAGUGAAAUACAUCCCUCAGGCUCACAUGAACUACCGCAGGAAGAGCACAGAGGGCUGGAGCAUCGGCAAUGUGCUGCUGGACUUCACAGGGGGCAGUUUCAGUUUGAUCCAGAUGUUCCUUGAGGCCUAUAACAAUGAUAAAUGGAGGUUUAUAUUUGGAGACCCUACUAAGUUCGGACUGGGCGUCUUUUCCAUAUUCUUCGACAUUUUGUUCAUCAUACAGCAUUAUUGUCUGUACAGGAACCGAGAGCCGAUGUAUCAGGAUUUAGAUGAACAAAAUGAUCAACACAGCAGUGUGAAAACCUGACCGGGGACAUGGAAUAACAUGAAGAUUUCAUAUGGACUUAUUAAUAUCACUUUUUGAUUACUAUUUUUCAAGUGUGACCUGUUUAUAAAAGGGAACUAUAUAAUUGUAUAUAGGCUUUUAGUUUCAUAUAUAUAUAACCUUAUUUCAUAUUCAAAUAAACAGUAUGGUCUCAGGUGAAUUAUUAGAGCUGGUGCUGUACUGAAAUUAAAGUGUUGAACGCAGCACUUCAAAAUUA
Messenger RNA from Danio rerio (zebrafish), 1548 nucleotides. RefSeq names its product cystinosin, lysosomal cystine transporter (gene ctns). Gene Ontology annotation, cellular component: lysosomal membrane. Gene Ontology annotation, biological process: L-cystine transport; L-alpha-amino acid transmembrane transport. The record is from RefSeq and is marked provisional. Gene Ontology annotation, molecular function: L-amino acid transmembrane transporter activity. Lineage: Eukaryota; Metazoa; Chordata; Actinopteri; Cypriniformes; Danionidae.